This is a messenger RNA of Scleropages formosus (Asian bonytongue), 1976 nucleotides long. Its product is annotated as E3 ubiquitin-protein ligase RLIM-like. Lineage: Eukaryota; Metazoa; Chordata; Actinopteri; Osteoglossiformes; Osteoglossidae. The transcript has 4 exons. The record is from RefSeq and is a predicted model, not a curated record. The coding region runs from base 173 to 1924 and encodes 583 amino acids. Gene Ontology annotation, cellular component: nucleus. Gene Ontology annotation, molecular function: ubiquitin protein ligase activity. Gene Ontology annotation, biological process: ubiquitin-dependent protein catabolic process; protein ubiquitination; random inactivation of X chromosome.
UCCGAGAGGAGAGCAGCGGACGGAUACAAUGGGAGCGUCCGUGUACGAGCAGCGCUUCGGUUAGCACGACGAGAGGGAAAAAAAAGAGACAAACACGCACAUUGAAAUUUGAAAAUACUGUCUAAAUACAGUCCGAUCUUUGACAGUGGCCCUGAGUCCCGCCUGAGCGGCCAUGGAGAACGUGGACGGGUCCAAGGGCAGCGCGGGUGGCAGAGACCUUUCCGACGCCCAGCGCCGGAGACACCUGGGCCGGCUGGACCGGGAGGAGGCCUUCUAUCACUUUGUCAACAACUUAAGUGAGGAAGACUACCGCCUGAUGAGAGAUAACAAUCUUUUUGGAACACCAGGUGAGAUAACGGAGGAGGAGCUGCUGCGUCGCCUGCGGCAAGCUAAGGAUGGACCUUUACAGCCAGACAUCCAUGAAAAUAGUGGGUCAGACAGCCAAGAGGAUGGUUCAGAUGGUGACUCUUCUCUUCUGGGUUGGCUUAACUCCAUGAGACAGACUGCAAAUACAGCACGGAGUGGUUAUCAGGGUAACCAAUCAUGGAGGGCUGUGAGUCGGACCAACCCAAGCAGCGGUGUCAUCCGCUUCAGCCUAGAGAUCAACGUAAACCGCAACACACAGCAGCAGGCUGAUGCAGGAGAGCAGCAAGGAAGGGAAGGGGCGAUGGAAGUGCCCUCUAGUGAGCCAGAGAUGUUAAUGGAAGAAUCAAGUGACUCGUCUGCGUCAUCUGUAACCGAGGCGGCGACUCCCACAGAGGAGAUGCUGUUUGAAAGGCUGCUGCGUGGAGGGCGAAGGCGAGCCAGGAGCCGCAGUCCAGAGCAGAGCUGGACAAGGCCACGUAGAGAUGGAAGUCCCUCUUCCCUGACAUUGAAUCAGACAGAGGGACUGCCCCAGGCCCGCCAUGAGCAUGCCUUUCCCAGACUUGACCCCCGCCUAGAAGCUGGGGAUCAUGCCCAGUUCAGGACCCAGGAGCAGCUUAGAUUCAGACACAGCUCUGUGGAGCCCGAGGUUCUCCUCGGAGUGGUACCAGAACCUGUCCCUGCCCCUCAAAUGACAGAUGACCCAGGGGCGCAGGUUGAGGAAAAUGACACAUCUGGCCAGCGACCACCCACCAUCAUGCUUGACUUGCAGGUGCGCCGGGUGCCAGCGGGAGAGCCCAGGCAGCAGGAUGGCAUCGCUAGCCGCACCCGCUCUCGAUAUCAGGCCUCUGAUGCCUCACCACACGAGAGCAAUCACACUGACUUUCAGCAUGCCUUCUCGCGCUCGGAUCAAGCAGGGGUUCGCACCUAUGUUAGCACCAUCCGUAUCCCUAUCCGACGUGUUGCUGACACCAGCCAAAGUGAAAGUACUUCCAUAGAAACAACAGUCCAGCAGAUGCUAAUGGGUUUUGGUGAGCUCAGCUAUUUAAUGGACUCUGUGGACCCUGACUCCAGGCAAUCAGCUGGUCCAUCCAGAAGCCCUAGUAUGGUAACUUCUGCCUCAGCAAGUGAUGUUGUUGCUGCGAUGUCAGCUGCUUCUGGCAGGGGUUCUAGACCUGAAGAGCCGCAGACACAGGACAGAGAGAGAGAGGUCACCCCAGUAGCCCCUGCCACCAGUGGGCCCCGGGAACCUAUCAGCUCUCUUCCCUUCCUGCGACUAGCCCAUUUCUUUCUGCUCAGUGGUGACAUCGAGGAGCAGCCUAGAGGACUCACUAAGGAGCAGAUUGACAACCUUUCCAUGCGCAACUAUGGGGACAGUGAUGCUCUGAAAACCUGCAGUGUGUGUAUCAUGGAGUACUCUCAAGGCAACAAACUGCGCAAGUUGCCCUGUUCCCAUGAGUACCAUGUCCACUGCAUUGACCGCUGGCUGUCUGAGAACUCCACCUGCCCUGUUUGUCGCAGAGCUGUUCUUGGGUCAAGCAACCGAGAGAAUGUGGUUUAACCAGUCUAAGUAAUCAUGGUAGCGUUGGCCACAGUAGCCCUCCAAGGAAAGA